Molecule: messenger RNA, 2959 nt
Organism: Abrus precatorius (Indian licorice)
Lineage: Eukaryota; Viridiplantae; Streptophyta; Magnoliopsida; Fabales; Fabaceae
Product: RING-H2 finger protein ATL5-like
Exons: 1
Coding region: 129-746 (205 amino acids)
Source: RefSeq, a predicted model, not a curated record
GUUUCCUCAUAUUAUAUAAUCACAGAUAGAUGUGAUCCAAAUAAAAAUCCUUCCAAUUCCUUUUGCAUUCUAUAGCCUCUUUGCUUGCCCCCACUAGCAUUACUCUCUUUGCCUUUUCUGAAUCCAUCAUGAUUAUGGACCCUGACGUUGAAUCAAAGUAUGCCCACAACGCCAAGGUCAUGGUGGGCACUGCCAUUCUUCUCUUCAUAAUCAUACUCCUUAUUGUUUUCUUACACGCCUAUCUCCGCUUCUGCCGCCGUCGCCGUCGCCGUCUUCCCUCUCCUUCGCUUCCCACUAAUUCCUCUUUCAACCACCCAUCCCUUCACCCCUCCGUUCUCAAAUCCCUUCCCACGUUCACUUUCUCGGCCGCCACCCACCGCGCUCUUCACGACUGCGCCGUGUGCUUGUCGGAGUUCGCUGACGGCGACGAAGGGCGCGUGCUUCCAAACUGCAACCACGCUUUCCACUCUCAUUGCAUCGACACGUGGUUCGUCUCUCACUCGAACUGUCCUCUCUGCCGAACCCUGGUUCAACCGGCGACGGCUUGCUCUGGCGCUGAACCGGGUUCUGUUUCGGUUUUAGAAGCGGGGGAGGGUUCUUGCUCCUCGUCUUUGCCUGCACCCAUAGGGUGUCCGAGAAAGCCGUUGCAUAUAAUCGUGGAGCAACCCGAGGUGGAAAGAGAGUCGGAUCCUGUAACCGGAGAUCAAGGGUUGAGAUGGUCCUUGAAGAGGUUUUGCAGCGUCUAAGUGAUAUGGCUUAUGAGUCAUGUAGAGUCUCCUCAAGGUAAUUCAUGAUAUCACAUGGGCAUUCAUCUUUGCUGAAAAUAAGGAAAAAUAUGUUACUUAGAUGAAUUAUCGCUCUUAGUACAGAUCUUUCUUUCCACUUUCUAUCUGUAGAAUUCCAACUCUCAAUCUCAGCUGUAUGCUUGGACGCAAGUUCAUGUACCGCAAUGGUAAUUUUAUAAAUUUUUACCUGUUUAGUUAUGGUAAAAGAAAAUAUAUUUCGUUAGAAGUAAAAUAAUAUAUUUUUGAUAUAGUUCAAAAUUUAUUUCCCUUCAAAUUUAAUUUCAAUUAACUUAUUAUUGAAAAUUAAGUUUGCAAAUGAAAUUGAAACUUGUGUUUAUUAGUUGCAUACAUUUUUAGGGCACAUAAUAAAAGAAUUCAACUUGGGGGUUUGUAUUCUAGUAGGGCAGGGAUGGGCAUGGCAGUGAAUAUAUUUUUUUUAGGGGGGUUCAAAUAAGGCGGUGAAUAGAUACAACUUAGUCAGUUUAGGCAUUUUUGAGAUGGGCACCUGGUUAAGACUUGUUGGAUCCAAUUUGACCAAAGCUAUUAAGUUAGUAUUCUCAAAAUAGUGAAUGGGUGGAGCAUACAGGAAUUGUGAGCUUUGUUUGCUAAAAUUAAUAAAGCCACGAUAGCAGAAGCUGUGGAAAUGUAAGUGGUAAUUUUGGAUUUGCUGGUAAAUGAAACCAGGAUGCAACUCGUGCUAAGCAUGUUCAAUCACUCUUUAAGGUAUAAGGCAGGCAUCCUUUAAACCUAUUCAAUCAUUCUUUUCAAUUAUUUUUUCCCUUAAAUCUAAUAAUUCAAUAUAUUAUUAUGUUACGGUUCCAGGAACACAAAUGCAUUAACAAAAAGUACGUAAGAUAUGUAAAUAAAUAUACUCCACAAAUAUUCAUUAAAUAUUGGAGUUAUCAAUUACUCGUAAAUUAUCUACAUUUCUUCUACGUCUUUCUCGUUCUAUAUACUGAGAUUUCAUUGGAUGUUGUCCCAUUUAUUCUCCUUCUUGUUUGCUACUGAAAGCACACUCCUUCAAGGUGUCAUAUAUUUCGUCCAUACUAUCUUGUCUUUUCAUCUUUAGAAGGCACUGAGCACUAAAUUUUCAAAGCAUGUAAACUGAUCUAACCAAACGAGGUAUGAGAUUACUAAUUCACUACUUUAUAAAAUCUUCAAUUGGUGAAUAUAAGAAAGCUGAGAAAGCUAAUUCAAAAUCACUUCAGUUUGACAGAAUUUUCCUUGAGGUAUUGGCACACCUGAAAUAGGUAUCUAUCAAACGUAGCAGUAAUGUACUGAUAGUGUGAUGAUGUACUUUUAAACCCUGGUAUUUUUUUUCAUACCCUGCUUCGCUACUUUCAUGCAUGCUAUUUUCUGCAUCUAAUUCACUUAUUCUACUUGGAAAUAUCUAUUUCAUACCGUAUAAGUCUACAUCGAUCUAUAUUUUUUUAUUCAAUUAUAGGCUUAUGUUUCUACCAAGUAGGCUACAAUUUCUAUAGGCUUGUUCUUUUUUUAUGAUUUUCCUUGGUAGCUUUGGUUUAAAUGUUUAUUUGCCAGUGCCCACUUCUAUCAUAGAGCUGUAGUCAAGAGUUUUAUAAAUAUUAAGCACGCUACACCUCUUUUGCCUAUUUGUUUAAGUUAUUUGCUUAAAAGUUUUUCUUUUGGAUGAUUUUGAUUAGUGCUUUUGUUAUGAAGCCUAAGAUUUUACAUUUUUCAACUCUUAUUAUGAUAUAGGCGAUCUUAAGGAUUUUGGUUGUGGUAUUACACACGUAACAAAUUUGACAAAUUUAGAGAUGGGGCAUGUUUAAAACUCUUAAUUGAGGCAGAAAAGAACCAAUCGUUCCCAAACUUACACAAAGCAACAAAGAAGGAACGGGAAAAAGGAAGUAAAAAGAAGGGGAAAAGAAAGAAAAGAAAAAUAAAAUGACGAGAUAUGAAGAGAAGUGAAAAGAUGGAAUUAAAAACAAACCUAUUAUUUAUAGAGCAGAGAACUGACACGUUUGAUUUGGAUGUGAUGUUAUUGUGUUUUGAUAAAUUGGGAGAGUUACGGACUCAAAGGUUGAUGCCAUGGGCCUUGUUCUAUAUAUAAAUAAGCGUUGUUAAUAUUUUCUUUCUUCCUGCGUUAGUUCCAUGAAGUUUGUUCAUUAGCGGUGUUUCUAGGCUAACGUUAUUGUCACAUUUUUUUUGGAGUG